GCAUUCUCUGAGCUCCUGUUAUUUCGUUGUUAUUUAGGUGAUGCGCCUUCUCACUGCAAUGAAUCUUCAUUUGGUAUGGAUUGUUCUCCUGUUUUGAAGGUCAAGUCUAUAUUUAUCAGUUCUGCAAUAUUAGCUGCAAAAAGCCCUUUUUUUUACAAGCUUUUUUCAAAUGGCAUGCGAGAAUCAGAUCAACGGCAUGCGACCUUACGAAUUAAUGAAACAGAGGAAGCUGCCCUAAUGGAACUUCUGAGCUUUAUGUAUAGUGGGAAGUUGUCAACCAGUUCAGAACCAGCCCUCCUAGAUCUUCUUAUGGCGGCUGAUAAGUUUGAGGUUGCUUCUUGCAUGAGGCACUGCAGUCAUAUGCUAAGAAGCUUGCCUAUGACUACAGAAUCCGCACUUCUUUAUUUGGAACUCCCAUCUAGUGUUUCUAUUGCUUCUGCAGUGCAGCCACUGACAGAUGCUGCUAAGGAAUUCCUUGCUAAUAAAUAUAGGGACUUGACAAAGUUCCAAGAUGAAGUGAUGAAUCUACCAUUAGCUGGCAUUGAGGCAGUCCUUAGCAGUAAUGACCUUCAAGUAGCUUCUGAAGAUGCUAUCUAUGACUUGGUUUUAAAGUGGGCUCGAGCACAGUACCCCAAGUUAGAGGAGCGGAGGGAAAUAUUGGGAACCCGAUUGGUGGGUUUAAUCCGAUUUCCAUUUAUGACCUGCAGGAAACUGAGGAAGGUACUCGCAUGCAAUGAUCUUGACCAUGAAACGGCAUCUAAAGCUGUUUUGGAUGCAGUAUUCUUCAAAGCUGAGACCCCCUAUAGGCAGCGUGCUCUUGCAUCCGAGGACUCGAACAAAAACCGUCAGUUUGUGGAGCGGGCCUACAAGUAUAGGCCUGUAAAAGUGUUGGAGUUUGUUUUGCCGCACUCUCAAUGCAUUGUUUACUUGGACUUAAGGCGGGAGGAGUGUGCCAAUCUAUUUCCAUCUGGCCGUGUGUACUCUCAGGCAUUCCACUUAGGAGGACAAGGCUUCUUUCUCUCAGCACACUGUAAUAUGGAUCAACAAAGUUCAUUUCACUGCUUUGGCCUUUUCCUAGGGAUGCAGGAAAAAGGUUCUGUGAGCUUUACGGUUGACUAUGAAUUUGCAGCGAGGACAAAACCUGCUGGUGAGUUUGCCACCAAAUACAAGGGAUAUUACACCUUCACUGGGGGCAAGGCCGUUGGAUACAGAAACCUGUUUGCAAUUCCAUGGACAUCGUUCAUGGCCGAGGACAGUCUCUACUUCAUGAAUGGAGUACUUCACUUGAGAGCUGAGCUUAGCAUUAAACAGCCACAGCCGGUGCUUCAGCUCUAGGUGCAUUUCUGCUGCAGAUUUUUUGGGUCCUAUGACCUUAAGUCUAAUGCUAAUGUUAGGGCUCACAAUCAUAUACCUUUUGGGCUUGGCCGGUCAUGUGGCCUUGAUGUACUUUGUUGAAUUGAGGGUACUGGAUGGCGGGUUAACCUAUGAUUCUAACUUCUUAUUGACCCAUAGCUACCUUUACUUAUCAAGAUCUGUAAAUUAUGUUGGAAAACGGGGAAUUAAAUGUUCAUUAGGGCCAGUUGAUAGAUGUCCCAACCUUUGCUAGUAGCUUUGAAGAAUUUGAGAGAAAAAUAUUGCGCAAGUAAUGCCUCCAGUGCUUGAGGAGGAAUUGUUGUGCUUGAAGUUAUUUUUAUUUCCUGUUAUUGAUUUUGCCAUUGUGCUUUGGCGAAUUUGGAUGCUAGGUUUGGUUUUGUUCUUACAAUCAUCCAGCAUUAAGGAUUAUAUAAUUUUCAUGCAUCCUUUUUUUUUUUU
Molecule: messenger RNA, 1812 nt
Organism: Dendrobium catenatum
Lineage: Eukaryota; Viridiplantae; Streptophyta; Magnoliopsida; Asparagales; Orchidaceae
Product: BTB/POZ domain-containing protein POB1-like
Exons: 4
Coding region: 76-1335 (419 amino acids)
Biological process (GO): response to red light
Cellular component (GO): nucleus
Molecular function (GO): protein binding
Source: RefSeq, a predicted model, not a curated record